AUGUAGAAAAACAAGUUGCCAAAUUCCUUCACAUUGUUGGUCAUAAUUUAAGGAAUAGAACUAUGAAAUUUUAUUUCAAGCGUUCUAGUGAAACUAUUAGUCGCCACUUUCAUCAAGUUCUUAGAGCUAUAAUAUAUUUAGAUGAUGUCUUCUUAAAGCAGCCUGAUGGAUUAAAGUGCCCUCAAGAAAUCAAGGACAAUACCAAAUUUUGGCCCUACUUUAAGGAUUGCAUAGGGGCGAUUGAUGGGUCACAUUUUCGUGUAAAAGUGUCAAAUGAUGUUGUGCAAAGGUAUCGAGGGCGAAAGUACUAUCCAACACAAAAUGUUUUAGCAGCAUGUUCCUUUGACUUGAAGUUCACAUAUGUUUUACCUGGUUGGGAAGGAUCUGCGUCAGACUCGAGAAUCCUAGAUAAUGCAUUAGUGAGAGAUUUUGAUAAAUUGAUUGUUCCACAAGGUAAAUAUUAUUUGGCUGAUGCGGGUUUUCAGCUAAAAACUGGAUUUCUUACCCCAUAUAGAAGCACUCGUUACCAUUUAAAAGAGUAUAGUGUUCAUCAACCAGAAAAUGCUCGAGAGGUUUUCAACCUUCGACACUCGUCCUUGAGAAAUGCAAUUGAAAGAGCAUUUGGUGUUUUGAAGAAAAGAUUUCCAAUAAUAGCUAGUGGGACAGAGCCACAUUACCCUGUUGACACACAAUCUGAUAUUAUACUAGCAUGUUGUAUCCUCCAUAACUAUCUCAUGGGUGUUGAUCCAGAUGAAAGAUUAAUAGCAGAGGUCGAUAGAGAGCUUUUUAGCGAAGAAGCGGAAUUUGAAUCAAUGGUCUUGAGUUUAGCUGAAAAAUGCAAGGAAGGAGAAAUCUUAAGGGAGAAAAUAGCCAUGGAUAUGUGGAAAGAUUACAAUAGAAACCGUUGAUGAGUCCUUUUAUUUUAUGGUUCUUUUCUUGUAUAGUUUUUUGUGUUUCAUAUUAAGUACGAUGAUUGUAUUUAGAACUAUAACUCUCUAGUUAAAAUCACACUUUGAAUGAGUUACAAAGAAGUUAUUAUUAUA
Messenger RNA from Vitis vinifera (wine grape), 1043 nucleotides. RefSeq lists its product as uncharacterized. The coding region runs from base 63 to 908 and encodes 281 amino acids. The transcript is spliced from 3 exons. The record is from RefSeq and is a predicted model, not a curated record. NCBI's taxonomy places the organism in Eukaryota, Viridiplantae, Streptophyta, Magnoliopsida, Vitales, Vitaceae.